Messenger RNA from Cucurbita moschata (crookneck pumpkin), 1018 nucleotides. Its product is annotated as high-affinity nitrate transporter 3.1-like. Lineage: Eukaryota; Viridiplantae; Streptophyta; Magnoliopsida; Cucurbitales; Cucurbitaceae. Bases 225 to 857 code for a protein of 210 amino acids. The transcript is spliced from 2 exons. Gene Ontology annotation, cellular component: plasma membrane. Gene Ontology annotation, biological process: response to nitrate; nitrate transmembrane transport. Gene Ontology annotation, molecular function: nitrate transmembrane transporter activity. The record is from RefSeq and is a predicted model, not a curated record.
UCUCCUCUUCUGUCUCUUCAUUGCACUUUAGAGCCAGAGCUCCCCUGUUUCUUAAUAUUCAAAGAAUAUUCAUUCUUCCUCAAAUUCUCAUCCCCAACUUGGCCUCUUUUGACUUUUUCCCUCUUAAUCUCUAUUUAAACCAAACCAAUCCCAAUUUCUGCCAUUAACUUCAUCAAAUCUGAGAUUCUUCUCUGAAACUUGAGAGCUUAAACCUUAAAUCAACAAUGGCCGCUCAUGGGUUUCCUCUGACUGCUCUGUUUUUGCUCUGUUUCUUGGGGUUCUCUCAUGGACAUAUCCAUCUUUCUUCUAUCCCAAGAAAUUUGGAGGUCACUGCUUCUCCAAAAUCUGGACAAGUUCUCAAAGCGGGUGUUGAUAAAAUCAGUGUGUCAUGGGUUCUUAAUGGAGCUGCAAAAGUUGGGUCGGAUUUGGCUUACAAAUCUGUGAAGGUGAAGCUCUGCUAUGCGCCGGUGAGCCAAGUGGACCGUGCGUGGAGAAAAACAGAGGACGAUCUUGCAAAGGACAAGACUUGUCAAUUCCAAAUCGUGGAGAAGCCGUACAAUCCGUCGAACAAGACGGUUCAAAAGGCUGAGUGGACGGUGGAGCGUGACACUCCGACGGCGACUUUCUUCGUGCGUGCUUACGCGUUCAAUUCCGCCGGCGAUGAAGUGGCGUACGGACAAACGACAGACGAAAAGAAAGGCACAAAUUUGUUCCAAGUUGAAGCUAUCACUGGCCGCCAUAUCUCUCUCGAUAUUGCUUCUGGUUGUUUCAGUGCUUUCUCUGUGCUGUCUUUGACCGGAUUCUUCAUCGCCGGUAAGAGGCAGGCGAAGAAGGCGGCGGCGGCGGAGGGGCACUAAGUGGGAACUUUGCUCUGUUUUGAGGUUCCCUUUUAAAGCUUUGCAUCAAUGGCGAUCUGCUUGGUGAAGAGUAGAUUUUAUGAGUUCUUUUUUUUAGUCUUUUUGUGAUUUGUGUUUCUCUUGUACUAUAAUUUUAUGAUAUAUAAUAUGAUAUUAAUGUG